This is a messenger RNA of Nicotiana attenuata, 2818 nucleotides long. RefSeq lists its product as uncharacterized. The transcript is spliced from 12 exons. NCBI's taxonomy places the organism in Eukaryota, Viridiplantae, Streptophyta, Magnoliopsida, Solanales, Solanaceae. Bases 686 to 2539 code for a protein of 617 amino acids. The record is from RefSeq and is a predicted model, not a curated record.
AUUUGGGGACUAAGAGGUAUACAUAAGAGUGGGCACAAAGGUGUGGGACAAAGGGGGUGGAAGGGCCGGUCAACAACUCCCACUAGCUUACCAACAACAAGUGAAACGAAUGUGGAAAAAUGGGUUGUCAAUACUUGUAAUAUUAAUCCAUUUUAAUUUGUUAGUAAUCUGUUUUUAGUUUUAGUUAAGCCAUUUAAGCCACCAUUUUUAUUCCUCCCUCCAAUCCCUGACCUUUUGUGAACUCCUCUUUAAUUUAUGGUCAAGUAAAUAUACCUACUUUUAGAUACCUUUGACAUUUUAGAGCUUUAGUAGGAAGACUCUUGUCACUCUUUUUCAGUAGAAAAAAGCUCCCUUCACCUUCCCCUUCAUUGCACUAAAGCUAUAUUGGGAAUGUGGGAAUAACAGAUUUUUGGAGCAAAAGAGAGCAUCUGUUAUCUGUUACUUUCAACUCCUGGUCAAAAGGGCUGCCUUUUUUGGCCUUUAUUCUGAUAUUCACACUGUUGAGCCCCAGUUAGUUCUUGAGUGUGGUGGCUUGAGUUUUCUGCAAAUGCAAGGAGAAAAGUUGGGUUUUUGAUUCCAAGCUGAGAUUUUUUAGCCCUAUUUGGGGUCUUUAUGCCUGUGGGUCUAUUUCCAUCUUCCAAAAAUCUGAUUUUUGAUAGUUAGCUGGAUUGAAGUAUGCAAUGAUAUGGAUUUUGAAGGGUUUAGUACCAGUACCAGUAAAUUGCCUGGAAAUAGAGUGACAUCUUCUAUACACACGCGUUCCAAAAGCUUCCCGGAUAAACGAGGACCCAAGGAGGACAUCGUGGAUCCUUCUGUAGAGGCCUCUAAUCUAUUGAAGUUGGAUAUGAGGCACGCGAAUGACAGUAAUGUAAGCGAGAAGAAACAAUCAUCCACGGCUGAAGUUCAGAGUUCUCUGAGGCAAGAGAUAAUGCAGCUGGAGAGAAGAUUACAUGACCAAGUUGCAGUUCGAUGUGCUCUUGAGAAAGCAUUAGGGUAUAAAACUUCUUCUCAAGAUGUCAAUGAAGUGACCUCAAUGCCUAAGCCAGCCACAGAACUGAUUAGAGAUAUUGCAGUACUAGAGUUGGAAGUUGGGCAUCUGGAACAGUAUCUUCUCUCACUAUACAGGAAAGCAUUUGAUCAACAAAUCUCAUCUUUGUCUCCUCCCACAAAAGAUGUUAAACUAAAAUCUCCUAUAAGUACCCCAAGAAGGCGUCUUGAGUUCUCCAAUUCUGAUGUGAUGUUGAGAAGGGAAAACUCUUCAUCUCGAGUUAAUUGUCAAACAGAAUUAAAUCCACGGAAAGAAACUAAUAGCAUGGCAGAAGACAAAAUUAAUGAGUCUGGAGUUAAUAGAAGCCAUUCUUCAUUAUCUCAGCGUUCAGCUCAGUCGAGCAGAGCUUCUCCACCAGAGGAGACACUGGGCAAAGCUUUGCGUGCUUGUCAUUCUCAACCUUUAUCUAUGAUGGAGUAUGCGCAGAAUGCUUCUUCAAAUGUAAUCAGUUUGGCGGAGCAUCUUGGCACCCGUAUCUCUGAUCACGUUCCAGAGACACCAAAUAAGCUGUCUGAGGAUAUGAUAAAGUGCAUGUGCACCAUAUAUUGCAAGCUUGCUGAUCCUCCACUGACAAAUCCUGGUCUUUCAUCGCCAACCUCAUCUUUGUCUUCCAUAAGUGCAUUUUCUCCAAAAGACAUAUGGAGUCCAGGAUUUAGGAAUGAUUCAUCUUUUGAUGUUCGGCUGGACAAUCCUUUUCAUGUGGAAGGGUUGAAGGAAUUCAGUGGACCUUACAGCACUAUGGUUGAAGUACAGUGUGUAUAUAGAGAUACUCAGAAAUUGGGGGAUAUUGAACCGAUGUUACAGAAUUUCAGGUCACUUAUUUCUCGCUUAGAACAAAUAGAUCCACGAAAAUUGACUCACGAAGAGAAGCUAGCAUUCUGGAUUAAUGUACAUAAUGCAUUGGUGAUGCAUGCAUUUUUAGCUUAUGGUAUUCCCCAAAACAAUGUGAAAAGAAUCUAUCUACUCUUGAAGGCUGCCUAUAAUGUUGGAGGUCAUGUAGUAAGUGCAGAUGUGAUACAGAACUCUAUCCUGGGAUGUCGAAUGUCCAGACCAGGACAGUGGCUUCGCUUGUUACUUUCUUCUAAAGGAAAAUUCAAGGCGGGGGAUGAAAGACAAACAUACGCUAUUGAACAUCCAGAACCCCUGCUCCAUUUUUCACUCUGCUCUGGCAACCACUCAGAUCCUGCGGUUCGAGUCUAUACACCCAAGAGAGUAUUUCAGGAGCUGGAAGUCGCAAAAGAGGAAUAUAUCAGGGCUACCUUCGGUGUGAGGAAGGAUCAGAAAAUAGUUUUGCCAAAAGUAGUGGAGUCCUUUGCUAAGGACUCUAGCUUAUGUCCUGCCGGUGUGAUGGAGAUGGUCCAGCAAUCUUUACCGGAUUCUCUUAGAAAGAGCAUUAAGAAGAUUCCACAGGGGAAGGGCCGCAAGAACAUUGAAUGGGCUCCACAUAAUUUCUCUUUCCGGUAUCUGAUAAUGAAGGACCUGGUGAAAUGACUACUUUGAUGGUAUGCUUAAGCUUAAUUGAAGGAUCCGGUUGUUUAUUUCUUUUGUCUUUGAAAGGGGUCUCAAUUUUUUUUUCUUUCAUCCCUUCUGUAUAAAUGAAUGGUAGUUUGUGUUAGAAUGGAGGAUGAUCAAAGUUCCUAUAAUUUUGUCUCUGUGGAAGUGCCCUCCAUUCUUUGGCUAUUGCUACUAGAGCAAAGCUUACUUUGUGUGUAAGAACCAGCAAUUUUGAGUUUCAGUCUCGUACAUAAAUCUAAUUCAUAUUCAUUGCUC